AUGCUGCACAGCGCCAACGUCGCCGCCGUCCCAACCAAACCCGCGGUGACCGCGGUGAUCGCCGCGAUGAUCGACGCCCAGAACGCCGCGAUGAUCGCGCUCCCUCUUAUGGCCGUGGCGGUGGGCGUGCACCACCUGGUGGCGGCCGGGGCCGUGGUCGCGGGCGCCGUCGCACGACACCGUGGGUGGAUGUCACGUGUCAAAUCUGCAACCGCGAAGGUCACAACGCCAAGGACUGCUGGACAUGACAGGGUCAACACGGCCGAGUGGGCAAGUGUCAAGAUCGCCGACUUCGGGCUGGCGAAGCUUCUCAGCCCGGAGCAGUCGGGGCUGUUCACGACGAUGCGCGGCACGCGCGGGUACCUGGCGCCGGAGUGGCUCACCAACGCGCCCGUGUCCGACAAGGCCGACGUCUACAGCUUCGGCAUGGUGCUGCUCGAGAUCGUGCGCGGCGCCAAGAACUCCAAGCUGCUGCUACAGGCCGACCACGACGACACCGCCAGCACCUCCGCCGUCUCCAGCAGCGCCUCGUCGGAGGGCCACGGCAGCUACUUCCCGGCGGUGGCGCUGGAGGCGCACGAGGAAGGCGGCCGGCGGUACGCGGAGCUGGUGGACGCGAGGCUGGAGGGACGCGCGAGCGCGACGGAGGUGGCGCGGGUGGUGAGGGUCGCGUUGUGCUGCCUACACGAGGACGCGUCGCUGCGGCCGGCCAUGACGGCGGUGGCCGCCAUGCUCGACGGCAGCAUGGAGGUGUGCCAGCCCCGGACGGAGCAGCUCGCCUACCUCAGGAUGUACGGCCGAGGCAUCGUCGGCGCUGGCAGCAAGUGGAAGGGCUCGGAUAUCACCACCGGCGGCGCCAGCAGCAGCUGGUCGCCGCCGUCGUGCGUGUCCGCGCAGCAGCUCUCCGCUCCCAGAUAG
Messenger RNA from Lolium rigidum, 918 nucleotides. Its product is annotated as G-type lectin S-receptor-like serine/threonine-protein kinase At5g35370. Gene Ontology annotation, biological process: protein phosphorylation. NCBI's taxonomy places the organism in Eukaryota, Viridiplantae, Streptophyta, Magnoliopsida, Poales, Poaceae. The record is from RefSeq and is a predicted model, not a curated record. Bases 1 to 918 code for a protein of 305 amino acids. Gene Ontology annotation, molecular function: ATP binding; protein kinase activity. The transcript is spliced from 3 exons.